AUGCACUUGUCGACCCUUCGGCGAGCUCCGAAGUAUUCGUUCCGUGGGGCCAGGGACAGGUUUAAGACACGAAGCCUCCGAGCGGCGGCACAAGUACCCGGGCCGGGCGAAUACGGCACGGCGGUGCUCGCGCCAGAGGUUUGCUCCUCCCGUCACCGCAGAAGCCCUGGCUAUGGCUUUGGCACCGGAGCUAGAGAGGUAAACAGUCAACCGCCGGUCCCGGGGCCUGGGGCGUAUCCACGAGCCUCACCAGGUUACAUUGGUGCUGGCAAGGCAUACUCUCUGACGCCACGACGGUGGCCAGGAUCGCCUGACCUUGAAAGCGAUCCAGCUGUGCCUGGCCCGGGUGCCCACGUGCACGAGACAAAGAUUGACGGGCCGUGCUACAGUAUCCUGCCGCGAAGGACGCCGGUUAAGGCGGGCACUCUGUCAGUUCCGGGGCCAGCCCAAUACGGUACUAUGGACGGUGCCUUGGGUCGGACAAAGCCUCGACUGCCGAGCUGGGCCUUUGGCACCUCAAAGCGUCAAGGACCCACACGGAUAGAGGACCGCCCGGUGAAUGGCAUCAAAGGCAAGAGCACGGCUGCAGCUUGGGUCCCGACCCAAGCAUUGAAACAGAUUGUCACUCUUCAGUCACUUUAG
Molecule: messenger RNA, 642 nt
Organism: Symbiodinium pilosum
Lineage: Eukaryota; Dinophyceae; Suessiales; Symbiodiniaceae
Source: the annotation of a GenBank genome assembly